Acanthosepion pharaonis is the source of this 855-nucleotide messenger RNA. NCBI's taxonomy places the organism in Eukaryota, Metazoa, Mollusca, Cephalopoda, Sepiida, Sepiidae. The record is from the annotation of a GenBank genome assembly.
AUGCGGCCCGCGGUCUGCCUGGUUACGGGUGCGAUCUAUUGUCGUAGUGGACGUGCUAACCUGUGCACGCUUGUCAACAGUACUUGCACCCACAGCGCAUCACCUCUCGUCCCGGUAUCUUCAGUGUUUGUCAACGGCUCCUGCACACACAGCGAGCAACCAUUCAUUCAGGGAUUUUCUGCACCUGUCAACGGCCUCGAUAUCUUCUGUGUACAACCAACCGUUCUGGCAUCUACUACGCAUAGAGACAUUUCUGUGGUAUGUCAAUCUUCUUCGGCACCUUAUACGCAAAGCAAUCAUCCUCGACGUAGACUAUUCUUCUUUCCUACGCCCAGUAAUCGUCAUUGGCGUACAUCAUUCUUUCCUGCGUAUUCAGCUUACUUUUCUUCAAACAUUGACUGUUCCAAUUACCAUCUGCAUAUGUCAACUGAUUGGUCAUAUUCUUCUGCCCAUCAAACAGUUCCGGAUAUUUACUUUGUGUGUAUCUACUCUUCUGUUAGAACAUCAUUUUUCUCUCGCUAUCUAAUUCAUUCUCUCUUCUGUACCGGAAAGUUUACCCGUGUUUUAAUAAAACUUUCAACACAGUCUACCGGAAGUCGUGUUGUUCUUCACCCCUUUCAUCCUAAUAUUGUCUCCUCUUCCUCUUUCUCGACCCUUCCUUCAAUGAGGAGGACCGAGAUGGAAGCUUUUCCUCUGCCUCUAUAUGUACAUCCAACCCUGGGAGUAAAAGGGCUUGCACCUCCACUUGCUCCUUCUGUUCAGGCUGUUCCGCCUUCCGCUACAUUUUUUGAUUCUGCUCUUCACCCUGGUCCACAUGUGACUCCGUCUGCUGCUGCUGCUGCUGCUGCCGCCUAA